CGUGGGCUGUAAAUUGAAAAAAAAAAAUAUUGCGUUUGUAUGUAGGCCUGUAGAUAGAGAUGGCCUUGCACGCAAGCAGGCAGGCAUAAUAAGUAUAAACUUGUCAACUGCCCCUUAAUUGUGAUGGGCCUCCAACAGAGCUGAUGUAGUCAAGUCGUCGUCAGUGACACAGGCGGAAGGGGGCGGGCCCCAGCCAGCUAAACGGCGAGUUCGACUCAGAUGUGACGAACGUGACUGUCACGCUUGCGUCUUCGCUGCCUUUGCGUAAGGCGUGACAUUGUCGGCUGUAGGCUUGACGUUUCCAAGCGUAUAACAACACUGUGCUUGUUCUGGUUCUCGAAUACCCUAUACAAGGAACCAGACAUCUAUUGUCCCACGAGGGAUAAUUUCUCAGGAGGCUGUUCAUUUGACUACUUUGAAUGACAUUAAGUCACCGUAACAAGCCUGUGUCAACUAUUCUGUGGACGGAGGAACGGCAUGUAGGCUCUUACUUCUCUAUGCGUAUACUAUACUCUAUUGUACUUAGCCCAUGUGUAGUGGCCCGGUAAGAGAGCAAUCCUUGUGUACGGUGACGGCCGGGACUUAGUGUGGAUCGAGGUCUAAAUAGGCCAGUCUGCCGAGACGGGGUGGUUGUCUCUUUAUCUAGGUCAACUGCAGAAAUACCCCGUCAAGCCUGUUUCACGAGAUUUUUUAUUAUCAUUAAUCCCAUGCGGGUGUGACCGAAAGCAGAAUGGGCAGCCGGGCUAAGCCUCAGCAAGCCCGCCCCGGGGGGAAGCCUACCGGAAGUGGAUUGAACGUGCAGCAGAUUAAGGUCGUUUUACUGGGUGACCAAGGUGUUGGGAAGUCAAGUAUAGCCCUUCGUUUCGUGCGAGGAGAGUUUCUGGAACACGGGGAAGCUACAAUUGGUGCUGCAUUUUUGACGCAGACGACAAAACUGGAGAAUCGCGUGAUCAAGUUUGAUAUCUGGGACACAGCGGGUCAAGAGAGGUAUCACAGCCUCGCUCCCAUGUACUACAGAGGUGCACAGGCCGCUGUUGUCGUUUAUGACGUCACCAGUGAGAAUUCUUUUAAAAGAGCUUUAUCCUGGAUCAAGGAGCUUCAGCAGCAAGCUAACGCUCACAUAUUCGUGGUUUUGGCGGGAAAUAAAGCUGACAUGGCCACUGAGGAGAGGGCGGUACCAAACGAGGACGCCCGAAUCUUUGCGGAGGAGAACGAUCUGUUUUUUGUAGAAACUUCCGCCAAAACAGGAAUGGGGGUACCCGAUGUAUUUAUGGCCGUGGCCGAUUGCUUAGCAGGGCACUCGAAACGAAGCGGAUCGCAGCAACAACAACGUUCCAAUCAAAAUGUCAGACUUCAUGAGGCGGAAGAUGGUGACAAGAAAAAAGGAGGCUGCUGUUAGCACUGAAAUGUCCGCUAGACAAUGAUACUGUGCUGUUGAGACUCCCGAAUAUAUCAUAUUUGAUAUGUAUUCAUUUAUUACAGAACUCCUCCCGAUUGGCGAAUGUGUCGAGAAAUACUAUUGGCUGUUCACCUGGUAAUGAAUCUGCUCUCCUACAGGAGUUUUCAUUGGAAGAUUAUCGCUCAGCGAAAAAUUAGUAUUUCUUUUGUUGCGAUGCAUCAUGCACCGUCAAAUCAUUGUAUCCAGUGUGAAAAUAAUGGAAAAGUGAAUGUGACAUAAUUAGACUGCUGCAGUGGAGAUUCGUACAAUAACUUCGUCAAAGCGUUUUGUGCCUUUUAAGAUGCGACAAUGGGGACUUCUUUUUUUUCAUGAGAUUACUUUGGACAUCAAAUAUUAUUUAACUGCGCUGUGACGGCGGCUUUGUUGGAAAACAGAAGUUGUCCUGCUAAAUCGAACAAGAUUAAAACGUUUCAAGUGAUGAAAGGAAAAUGACUGUUGAAAUCCAUUGAAUUGAAAAUCCCGGAAACUUUGGAAAAGUAAAAAAUCCAGCAAAAAUAUAUAUGGAGACAGUACAAUAGGCAUGAUAAAAUAAUUUUCAAAUCGAUAUGAAUUGAUAUUUCAGAAAACGUCAUAAUAUUUUUCUCUAAGAAGGCUGUGAAUCCGUCCAGCCUUGUAUAUGCAAAUUACUAGUAUUACAACAGCGUAUUUACCUUUUAUUGUUAUUUAAUGUUUGUGUGCCCAUAUUCUGUUCUGCAAUUGUGCUACAACUGUUUGUCCUUUUUUCUUUUUCGUUUUUACCUUGUCUUGCAACUGAUGUUGAUGUUUUCAAGCCAGAUCAAAUCAGGCGGGAAUGGUCAGUUUACUGUCCAAUCAGGACCCUGGUAGCGGAUGUUUGGUUAUUGAUAGUUGUACUUUGGGAAAACGUGAUUGGUCACAGCAUCUCAUAAUGUACAUGACUUUGCGUGGCCCAGAAAGCCGCAUGCGUCAUGAAUGACGUAGAUGCUGACUGUAGAUGCUGACAAAUAUCUGUGAGCUGAGAUAAGACUUGUACUUUCAUUCAUAUCAGUGAAUGAAUUCUUAUCACGUCGACUGAUGCAUGUCCCAUCAUAAUCGUAUCUUCGUCUCUGAAGAAGUCUGUAUGGUCUUGAGACUAUAAAUGCGAUCAUACCUAGGUUUUAACCCCAAAGUCAGUUGUAUACAUUUAAUGCACAGUUAUAAGGUCAUACCAGUUUUCAAUCUAAGAAAGUGAGUUUUAUUUAACGUAACUUUGUUGAAUGAUUCCAAUUCAUUGAUUUACACCUGGAUAGCUAACCUUAAUCAAAACGGACUAUUUUUUGGACGGGUUACCUGUGGCUGUUUGACGCCUAUUUGGUACCCAGGUAAGCUGUUUUACCUGGCUGCUUGCAAAAAGUUCCUUUACUUUUAUAAUCCUUAAUUCGAAUAGUAUCCUUGCUAGGAACUGUAUGGUAACCAUCGGUGAUGAAGGCAUUUGUAUACUAUUUUGUUAACUAAAUGUGCCAUAGUUAUAUCCUGUAAAAUGACUGUGUGCUGUUCAAUCAUGUAAACUAACGUGCUCAUGCAGUUCAAUAUUCUGAACUAAAUGUGUACAGUUCAAUCCUGUAAACUAAACCGGUACAUUUCAAUCCUGUGAACUAAUGUAUCAUCCUAUCAUCCUCCGUUUGUAUACUAAACGUGUACAGGUCAGUCAUCUGUAACAACCGUGUUGCAGUUCCAUGUAAACGAAAUGGUUACAGUGUUGAAUCCUACAAAACUAAACGUGUACAGCUACAUAACGUAAACUGAAUCUUGUUAUAGCUGAAUGAUGAGAACGAGCAUGUACAGUUCAAACCUGUAAACCAAUCGUGUAAAGGUCAAUCUCUUGACCUUACAACGUGUUACAGCUCAUUCCUUUGAACUUAUAGCGUGUUACAGCUCAGUUCUGUAAAGUUAACGUGUACAACUCAACGCUGUAAACUGAACGUGUACAGCUCAGUUCUGUAAACACACAUUUAUCACAUAUCGUCCAGCAUAAAAGUACAUUAAUUCUACAGAACGUGUGUCUAUUUUCUGCUCCAUCUUGAUGAUCUACAGAAAUCAUAUUGACAUUAUUGGUAUGUGCUCAUGCUAAAGAGGUGUAGGCCUUCAUAUGGAUUUCAAACGCUUUGGGUACAUAUAUAUUGUAGGUAUACAGCAAUUUUUACACUACAUUCUAAUAAUGCAAACAUUUCCUAUAGGCGAUAUUAUACCAAUUCCAACUGAAUUACAAAGAGGGGGGGGGGGGGGCAAAAUUGCAUUUAGGCGAAAAUUAUCGAUAUCGAGAAAUAUUUAUUGAUAUCGAUAAUUCAUUUUUCGAUAUGAAUAAAUGAUUUUUCGAUAUCUAUAAAUGAUUUAUGGAUGUCUAUAAAUAAUUUGUCGAUAUCAAUAAAUGAUUUAUUGAUAAUAAAAAAAUCAUUUAUCGAUGUUGAUAAUUCUCAAUUAAAUGUUAACUUAGCCCCUCACAGAUCACUGUCCUGCUCUGAUUGUGAUGUCUGUUAAACUUGAAGUAAUUGUCGAAGGUGUCAGGCAUUCAGACUAGUAAACUGUCUAUAACACUCAAGAGUUCUUGAAUAUUUUUUGGUGCCAUUGUAACAUGUUAUGGUCGAAUUAAGGGAUGGCGAUUUGCGAUGGUGCGAUUGUUUUAGGCAAUACUAUAACACCUUUGGGCUACGGUGCGGUGUGACAGAAAUAGGCGAUGAUACAGUGGUAUUGGGCGAUGAUGAGAAACUUGACGUAUUCGAAAAAUGUCACGACGGAAUGGCGAUAUGGCACGUGUCAAAUCGCGUGACCGUGUCAUCAAUCGCGUCAUGACGCCAUCGAUCGUGUCAUAGAUCGUAUGAUGCACUGUGACGAAACGGUACCACGAUAGGAUGUUGCUAUGGCAAUUGUAUGAUGGCAUGUGAUACUAUAUCAGAUCCCGGCCAUACACAAAUAUAAUGCUAUGGCUUGAGUG
Molecule: messenger RNA, 4388 nt
Organism: Liolophura sinensis
Lineage: Eukaryota; Metazoa; Mollusca; Polyplacophora; Chitonida; Chitonidae
Product: ras-related protein Rab-5B-like
Exons: 6
Coding region: 731-1399 (222 amino acids)
Molecular function (GO): GTPase activity; GTP binding
Source: RefSeq, a predicted model, not a curated record